GAUUCGUCGAGUGUGAUCGAAUUAAAAAUAAAAAUCUUGAUUCUCGAUGGUGUGUCAAUUAAAUCAAUUUUUUGGCAAAACAUCAUGAUGAUCCUUUGGACGAUACCUAUUGGACUUUUUUUUUUAAAUAAAUUCUCUUAUGGAGCUCAAGACUUCAGUUACGAUGGAAUUCACGGACCGAUGCAUUGGGCCGAAGAUUAUCAGUCCUGCGUUGGAAAACAUCAAUCACCCAUUAACAUAGAUGAACAUAAUGUACAAAAUCGUAUCUUCCCUCCAUUGGUUUUUCAAAGAUUGGAAGUUCCUCAUACUUCUUUAAUAACAAACAAUGGACAUACUGUGAUGAUCCAGACUAACAACAAGUCAGAUCCAGCUUUGGUUUCCGGUGGUCCUCUUGGUAACAACAUUUACGUUUUCGAACAACUUCAUUUUCAUUGGGGUGAGAACGAUUUUAAAGGAUCGGAAGAUUACAUCAAUAAUCAUCCGUUUGCUAUGGAACUCCAUGCAGUCUUCUAUAAACAGGAAUACGAUUCGAUGGCUGCUGCGGUCAAUCAUUCGGAUGGACUUGCUGUUUUUGCAUAUUUCUACGAGGCAGACGAUAAAGAAAAUCCGACUUACAAUGCUAUAGUUGAAGCAUUACCAAAUGUGGAGAUGGUUAAUAGCAAACAUGAACUACAAGAACCAUUGCUGUUAGAACACCUAUUGCGACCAAAUAAUUCUACUAUAGCUAAUUAUUUUACUUAUAAUGGUUCCUUGACUACUCCACCUUGUUCUGAAGUAGUCACGUGGAUCGAUUUUAAAGAUCCUCAAUUGUUAUCGCACGAACAGUUGGCUGCAUUUCGUAACCUUCGUUCGUCCGAGGGAAAAAAAUUAACACAUAAUUUUCGGCCGGUACAACCAUUAUUCGAUCGACUGGUUUAUCAUAACAUUUUAGACAACGAAAACUCGCAUAAACCUCCGAUCGACAAUAAAGAUAACUCACAGAACGGUGAACUUUCUAUUCAUAAUAAAGUAACUAUGUUGGUUAUCUUUUUCGUCUCAAUGCUUUUAAUAACUAUUUGAGUACGAAAA
Polistes dominula (European paper wasp) is the source of this 1068-nucleotide messenger RNA. RefSeq names its product carbonic anhydrase 2. Gene Ontology annotation, molecular function: zinc ion binding; carbonate dehydratase activity. The record is from RefSeq and is a predicted model, not a curated record. Gene Ontology annotation, cellular component: cytoplasm. Lineage: Eukaryota; Metazoa; Arthropoda; Insecta; Hymenoptera; Vespidae.